AGCCACUGCUGAGGCUGGCUUGUGUUGGCGUGUGAUGGACAGAGCUGCAUGAAUGGAUGUACUGCAGAGGGCUGUGUGACAAAGUAACGUUGUAUUCAGGCAGCCUGUUCAGGGUUAAUGUGAGAAUUUAAUGUUUGCAUCCAAUGUGGCUUAAUGUAGUUUAAUAAGUUGCAGUUUCGCAUUUAGCUUUUAUUAAAUUUCUUGCUUGUGUAGGGUACGCAGGCUGAGGCUAGCUACUUGUUUAUUGUGAACCGUGAGGCGCCGAGAUACAAGAUGCUAUCCCUGGCGUUAAUUAAUUGGUAGUUAGUAGUAAAAUUGAUGUUUUCUGUAUCUAUGCGGCUCAUUAAUAUAGUUUCAUUAACACAAUUGUAACCCUUGUGUGGCGUUCGGGUCUGUGGGACGCUUACCAAGAGGCAAAUUAUGCAAUUUAUUCUUAUUUCAACCUCAUUUUCUAUAUAAAAACCACACAUUUUCAAUAACUUUACCCUGCAAUUUUGCUUCAUUUAUAUUUGCACUGGAUAACGUGUUUUUUUUUGUUUUGUUUUGUUUUGUUUUUUCCCGUUUUUAUUACAUUUUGGCACACAAACGAGUAGCACUUUUAUUAAUAAGUGUGCGCUAACAGAGGUAUAGUCCAAAUAUCAACCAGUAUGUGGGCAGUAUUGCUUGGAAUUAAAAUAAAGUAAGCCUCCGUUAGGUAUUUUUACAUAAAUUGUUGUGGCUGUAUUAAUUUAAUAACACAAUAAUGUUAACACCACACAAGGGUUAAACGAUAAAGAGGCCUGACUUUGUAGUAGGCCUACCAGUACUUUUAGAAGCUAAAUGAAACCCUUUUCUAAAGGAACCAGAGUAUUUAGGUCAUGUACUAGAUAAUCUCCAGUAUCUUUUUAUUAGUAUAGAUUUUAUUCAAGUAGAAUACAGUUCUGUAAUCAGUUUUACAGUUCUUUUGCAUUGAUGGUAGGAAAAUGUAGUUUAUUGUAGUAAUGAGUGGAUAGAUGCCCUAAAAUUAAGGUUGUUUUGGUUUUUUUAGUAGCUUCCAGCCUUUUGGAUACAAACAUUAAUUGCCAAAUAAGAAAAGACAAGAUAAGAUAUCCUUUAUUAGUCUCGUAGUUGGGCAGUUCACAUAAUUACAGCAGCAAACUGGGAUAGAAUACAUAGAUGCAGCAUAGCCUAUAACAGUGGUACUAUACAACAAUAGAUGAAAUGUACAAUACAAGGUAGAAGAAGUAUAUAUUUAUGUGUGUAUAUCAGCUGUCAGGUCUGACUGUAGUAAGCAGAAAGUUGUAGCUUUUUGCUGCUCUGACGUUUUUGUUUGUUUUUUAAAUAUUUCAUUCUGACAGCUGGUUGCGUAAAAUUGGAGCACUGAGGAUCAUUUCUUUAAACAAAUUGAUCCUUAGAGUAAGAGUGAAUUUGUGUUGUGAGCUUGUGUAUGUGUGAUGAGAUAUGAUAUAAAAUUCUUCCCAUACUUUUGUUGCAUACAGACUGAACAAUUGUGGCCCCUUUAUUUUAUUCAUUAAGGUUCAGUGUAUCUUUGCCAGCCUACAUCAAUCUGCAAAGGAGUUGCAGAAAAGCCUCAUGUUCAUCGAGCCGUGAGUCACACAUAAUUUUUAAAGCUGUUAUGGUGAAUAUCCAAACAAUUUGUUUGCCUUCCGGAAGUUAUUGUAGCCUUUUUUUUUUUUUUUAAUUAGAAAAGAAAAAUCACACAAAUGGGUAAAUCUUCAUUACCAUUUGAAGUAAUAUUACACAGCUUGAGCUAAGACGUCUGGUCGCGUUGAGUCCAAACGAGCAGUUUUCCAUUACACGUCUAUUUUCAGAAGGCAAUUUUAGCAAUCAGUCCACACAAAAACUUUGCACACAGCAUUUGCAAUCUGACUUGUGUAUGACUCCCAACUUCUUACUACAGGUAUGGGCAAGAAAACUGUUUCCAUUUAUACUUUUCUACAGCGGGUUUAAAAUUCUGCAGCUGAGGUCUUGAAGAUGCAGAAGGGGGAUGAGACGCGGCAGAGGGUCAAGUUCACUGACGAGCGAGUCUGCAAAAGUCACCUUCUCAACUGCUGUCCACAUGACAUCCUUUCUGGAACUCGUAUGGACCUUGGGGAGUGCACUAAGAUCCAUGACCUGGCACUUCGGGCUGAUUAUGAGAUUGCCUCCAAGGAGAGAGAUCUUUUCUUUGAACUUGAUGCAGUGGAUCACCUAGAGUCUUUCAUUGUCGACUGCGAUCGGAGGACAGAACUGGCCAAGAAGCGCCUGGCUGAGACCCAAGAAGAGAUCAGUGCAGAGGUGGCAGCAAAGGCAGAGAAGGUGCAUGAGCUGAAUGAGGAAAUAGGAAAACUCCUGGCCAAGGCUGAGCAGCUUGGAGCUGAGGGCAAUGUGGAUGAGGCUCAGAAAGUCCUGCAAGAAGUGGAAAAAGUCCGCACGAAGAAGAAGGAUGCAGAGGAAGAAUACAGAAACUCCAUGCCAGCCUCUAGCUUCCAGCAACAGAAGCUCCGGGUGUGCGAGGUGUGCUCGGCUUACCUUGGUCUCCAUGACAACGAUCGUCGUUUGGCUGACCAUUUUGGUGGGAAGCUACACCUCGGCUUCAUUCAGAUCAGAGAAAAACUGGACCAACUAAAGAAAACGGUGGUCGAGAAACAAGAGAAGAGGAAUCAGGAGCGCCUAAAGAGACGAGAAGAAAGGGAGAAGGAGGAAAGGAUGAGGAGGAGGACCAGAUCACGGAGCAGAGAGCACAGAAGGUCCCGUUCUCGUGACCGCAGAAGGAGACGCUCACGAUCCACGUCACGAGACAGGCGCCGUUCCCGCUCUCGCUCCAGGGAGAGGAGGAGGCGGCAUCGCAGCCGAUCCCGCUCACGCAGCCGAGGACACCGUCACAGCCACGAGCAGAGCUCCAGACACAAGUCAUCCAGAGAUCGAGAGCGCUCUUCCAGGGACCGCGAUCGCUCCUCCAGAGACCGGUCACGGGAGCGAGACAGAAGGGAUGGUAUGAACGGCAGGUCGGACUCCCGCAGGGCGGACGACAGGGACAUGGGGGACCUCUGAAGACCAAACUCCAUCCACGAGAACACACACAGCUUCCUCCUGUCUGUCCAUUUAUAAUAUCCUAAUGUCACAUGCAGCCCUUGCUUUGACCCCGCCCCCCCUGUUUUUUCCCGCCUGCCUCCUUUCUUUGCUUUAGUGCAGCCAGAGUGCACACAUACUUGAAGUAUUGGAUGGAGUCUUUUUUUCUUCUUCUUUUUUAAUAACAUCACAUACAUCUGAUUGUUUUUGGAUUUGGCAGGUUAUUGAUCAGUAGUGGAGUGCACUUUUAAUGCCCACGUCUGUAAUUCGGUGGCUGUCUGUAUCCAGUCCAUCCCUUGUCUUGUUACUACCCUGAAAUGUGUCCACUAGAAAAGGCAAACUGGUCUGCCGGAAUGGAGCAUAAAAUGUAACUGGUCCGUAUUCUUUUAUUAUUAUCUGAUGGUGUUUUGAUAAAGAAUUUGUCUGUAAAUAUGUUUGGGGCUGACUGUCAUGGUCUGAACAAGCCUCGUCCUGUCAAGUAGUUUUUUUUUUUGUUCCUUCUCUCCCUUUGAAGAUUUAAUUUCACUGUUUCAAUGCAGUUCUUGAAAGCCUGUCUGCAUCAAGGUCUUCAAUACUUAGUUCUCUAAACCCCACUUAAAAGUUCAAAUUCAAAGGUUUCAAAGAUUCUAGUGUUAGUAUCCAACUUGCCUCCCUUUUUGUCUUUGUCUUUAAGUCAUCGGGUUUUGUUUUUUACAGUCAGUAGUGAAAGGAACUCAUUUGGUGACGAGUUUGUUCAAUGUAAGUAAAAUCUUACAAACCGUUGGUGGCAAGUCUCUUUAUCAUUUGUUUCUAUCUUGAUUUCUUUUUAACAUACUGAAAAUAAACUCUCUAGAAUUUGUGUUGGCAUGUGAAGCAGUAGGUUCAGAAAUGAUAAAGGUGAGUAGCUUUGAACUUUUCUUAAGUGAAAAAUUACAAUUUUGAACAUUUUUGGCCCAACUUGGACAGAUUUUUUCUUUUGCGAUUAUGAUAAAAUGCAAACAGAUUUUAAUGGAUGCACUGCUUUACCUAAUGUGUGAAGUCAUAUCUGUUUGUUCUGCUGGAAACCUUUCUUUAAAGUCUCAAUAAAAAAAAUAAAUUAAAAA
This is a messenger RNA of Archocentrus centrarchus (flier cichlid), 4133 nucleotides long. RefSeq names its product LUC7-like (S. cerevisiae) (gene luc7l). Gene Ontology annotation, cellular component: U1 snRNP. The record is from RefSeq and is a predicted model, not a curated record. Gene Ontology annotation, molecular function: mRNA binding. Lineage: Eukaryota; Metazoa; Chordata; Actinopteri; Cichliformes; Cichlidae. Gene Ontology annotation, biological process: mRNA splice site recognition. The transcript has 10 exons. Bases 1975 to 3033 code for a protein of 352 amino acids.